AUGUUGAGACAUCAAGCAAGUUCAUCUUGUUCAUCUGUGUUGUUGAAUCAACUUGCGAGAAGAUCAGUGCCAGCUUACUCCUCAUGGUUGGUCAAUGGCAGUGAUGCUUUGCAACAUCACAACAGCAUUGCCAAUGCCAAGAGACAUUACUUCAAAUCGACGAUGCCCUCCAGCUCACUGUUUGAUGUGUUCUCAAAGAUAAAGAACGUAAUCACAGGUCCAGAGUUCACUAACACCUACGCGACCAAGCAGAAGAAAGAAGACGUUAAGCCAACAACAAGGGAAGCACCAAAAGCACAAGAAGAUGCACCCAAAACAGCUGCUGACAGUGUCGAUCAAGAGAAGCAAGCAAAUGACGAUCUAGAGUUCAACAAGAUGUUGGAUGCUGGUAAAUACGACUUGAACGACUUUAGAAUAUACAUAGCAAAGUCAGUGGAGCCUGCUGUGAAGGCUGGACAGAUCACAGAUCAAGUGAAGGAGUUCCAAUCAUACAUCAAGAUACUUGAUGCAAUGACUGAUGAGGAGAGGGCCAAUCCCAAGAUCUUCCAAAAGUACGCCUUUAAGAUCAAGCAGAGGAUCAAUCAAGAUGCUGGAACAACGCCACAGCAGUUCACAGCCAUGUUCGACACGUUCAACAAUGCCAGACAGAUCUUUGAGGUCAUGUCCAGGUUCAAGAAGCAGGGUAAACCAAUCCCAAAGAAGGCCGUAGAGAUUCAAAAGUUCUUCAAGGACAACAAGGACGAUGUCAGGAAAGAGAUGGAGAAGAUCAGGAAAGAGAGAGCAAAGAUGUAA
This is a messenger RNA of Acytostelium subglobosum LB1, 792 nucleotides long. RefSeq lists its product as hypothetical. NCBI's taxonomy places the organism in Eukaryota, Evosea, Eumycetozoa, Acytosteliales, Acytosteliaceae. Gene Ontology annotation, molecular function: 7S RNA binding. The record is from RefSeq and is a predicted model, not a curated record. The coding region runs from base 1 to 792 and encodes 263 amino acids. Gene Ontology annotation, cellular component: signal recognition particle. The transcript is spliced from 3 exons. Gene Ontology annotation, biological process: SRP-dependent cotranslational protein targeting to membrane.